Molecule: messenger RNA, 524 nt
Organism: Paramecium sonneborni
Lineage: Eukaryota; Ciliophora; Oligohymenophorea; Peniculida; Parameciidae
Source: the annotation of a GenBank genome assembly
CUUCUUCACUAUUGAUUGUACUAAUGGGUGUUUGCAAUUCUAAAAGGCAGAGAACAAAUAAUAAUGAUAUUCCAAUCAUCUAAAAAUCGAAAAUGGAUUAAAGAACUUCAAAUGUUAAACUUUUACUUGAUUAAUAUCACAAACUCAAUGUUCUCUUAGAUCUAGUUGGAAACACAGAUAAUUUGGAAAAAAAAACAAGGGAUCAAAUCAACUUACUAUUUGUUACACGAUCCAAUAUUUCAAUUCUCAUCCAACAUAGCCUAAAAAUUAUUAUGAAAGAAAAGAACAUUUCAAGGGUUUCAACUGUUGAAGAUGAAGUAUGGUUAUAUGAUGAUUCAAUCUUUUUAAACAAGAUAGCACCAUAAUUUUAAGUUUUGAUCAAAUUAAUUGACAUUUUAUUUGAGAAUGAAGAAUUUGAGAGCUCAUUUCCAAUACUAAGUCAUGGAUUUCAGUAAAUGAAUUAAGAUAUUAGAAAGAUACCUAUUCUAUAAACAUUUACAUAAACAAAGAAUACUUCUAUUUGA